ACGCAGUCUCACUUCCAGCCCUGCAAGACACUGGACUCUUUCUCAGCAGCAUCAACUUGUCAAAGGAACUGGUAAAGAGAGAGAUUCGUGACUGAGAACAGACAAGAUCACUGUGCUUAUGACAUGGCAGUCUCUCUGCUGCUGCUUGCCCUUGGACUGCUUCUUGUAGAGCCUUCAGAAAGCAGAAUGAAAGGGACCACAGACCAAUUUUCACAGAAAGAGAUGCAACCUGCUGCAAAACAGACUCUUGAGGAAUCAACAAACUCAACCCUGUCAGGCAAAACUACCGGCCUCAGCAUGUCCACGCAUGUAAUGUCUGCCCCUCCCCGAACAUCCAGAAGGCUCAUCAUCCCCAAGGGAAAUGCUAUAAGAGAUGGCAGGAACUGUGUAAACAGCCUGAGCGUCUGGAGAGCAGACGUACACGUGAAUGAGUCGUGUCAGUUGGGCAAUAACUUUAUACGUGGCUCCACGGAUGUGAGCCUCGGAAUUCCCAAGGCCACCAGUGGAAAAUGUGAAGAAACACCUAAUCUAAGCAGCUGUGGGUACCUAGGACUGGAGCGUACCACGUGCAAGGUCCUUGCAGGCCACCAGUGCCCCAGGUACCAUGAGCACAGCAUAACCUCAUUAAAGAGAAUCCUGACAGUGCUGACAAGCCAUUCUCUAAUGAGUUGGUUAGUUAGUGGCUGUAAAUUGUAAAGCUUUGAGACUAUAAAGAAGGACAAGUUCAUGGUCAUUGUUGCUUCUCUUCUUCUGCUACACACAUCUUUCCUUUAGUACACCGAGAACACUAUACUAACCUGAUGAGUGGAACAAAAUAGCCCAAUACAGCACAAGUUAAUGAAAACUUGUAACUGACCCUAGAACACACACUCAUCUUCUCACUCUCACUCUUGUUCCCACAAACUACAUUCCUUCCUAGUUGUUUAGCUAUCAAAGCUGAGUCUGCCCCAGUAGGCAAAGGUAAGCAGAGAAACUCCAGGUCAGAUAGUAAAUGAGGGUGACGUACAUACUUAGUCCUGCUCUUCCAAGGUGCGUGAGCAGGUGUGUGCACCUGAGCGCGCCUGCCUCCCACACAGCUGUGGGUUGCUUGUCCUCCAGGAGAUAUCUCAGCGUCCACAGGUCCAGCACUGUACAGCUUGCAUUUCUCCUUCUCUGUUCCUAUCUCAGGGCUGCUGCAGAGAGGAAACAAAAAUCUUGCCACCACUAGGCAAAGUCUUGCUACUCUAGAGCUGUGCCUGCUGAGGGGCAAACUAUAGGAAACACAAAAGGUAGCGAUGGGUCAAGUUUAUGGCACGUUUCAAGCAGGGUUAUCUUCAAUCUUGAUGCUUUCUCUACCAGUCUUAAGCCCGCAGAGUUAACAGUGCGUGAGGCACAGACAGUUACCAUGUUGCUAUUCAUUGUUGUGCAAAUAUAUGUGCCUGUUUAUCCUCUUCUGUCUUUCCUUCAUCCCAAAGCAACUUUUUUUUUAAACAUUUUUAUUUGAAAUAAACGAGUGCAAAUGAAUACUAUGUUGCUAAAUGCUUUUUCUUGCAGCACAGGGUUCAUUAUGUGUUGAUAUUCCCAAUAUUUUUAUACUGAUACAGAGUUCUCAUUGUGUUGAAAAUACAAGAUGCUGACAGUUAACCGAUAUAAAUCAUCGUAACCACAUUUAACACUUGGGGGCUUUUGAGCUGAAUUCUCUUGUCAGCACAGUGGCUGCUUACACAGUGUUUCUCGUUCACUCUUUCUUUGGUUACUAUGAUAGGUAAGCAGAGCUCAAUUAGCAUUUGGUGGUAAGAGGAAUGUGAUGUAGGGAAAAGCCUGGGUCCUGAAGGAUAAUUGAGGAUACAGGUCGGAUGCUGUGCUCAGUGAAUCCAUUCUAGGGUUACUUUCAUGUGGCAGGUCUGAUACUACACUACAUUCACUCUCCAAGCAGAAGAAUUGGUUUUCCAUCAGUACAUCAUUGAAAAUUGUCUCUUCUUGCUUCAUAUUUAGUUCACAUAUGCCUAACUUCUUUUCUACACCAUUCAUUUAUAGUGGAGGGGCAAGUCAGCCCCAGAGAUAACUAUUUUUGUUUUGGUUUGGUUUGGUUUGGUUUUGGUCCUAAAUACAAGAGACAGAUUUGGCUACAGGAGAAGGCAAUGAGAAGGACAGAGGUGUAUAAUGCUGGCUUUGAAAGUGGACAAAGUAGCUGUGUUAGUUAUUUUUCUUGAUGUGUUAACAAAACGUCCUGAUAAAAGCCAAUAAAGGGGAAAGGUUUUGUUUUAACCCAAGUUAGAUGAGUCGAGUUCUGCAAAGCUUGAAGCAGCUCCCAGGAGCAGGAAACAGAGAUAAUUGUAUACUUUGUACGCUUUGUGGAGCUCAACUUGCUUUUCCCUCCUUGACUGCUCAGGAUUCUCUACCCAGAGACUAGUCCUGCCAGCGGUUAAGAUGGCUUGUUGAUGGAUUUUCACACAUCAAUCAAUGUAACAAAGAUAACUCCCACAGGCAUGCUCAGAGGCCAUCUCCCAGGUGAGUCAGGGACCAGUUCCACAUCUAGUCAUUUCUCCUUACGGACGGAAUACGUGACCGCGUGUGGUGCCUGACAUUAGGUCUCCACUCUGAAGACUUUUCUUUGCUGGUGUCUUGCAAGGUUGUCCCUGAAAGGGGUGGUAAUGCUGCAGGUGUCCACUCUGGGUGGUGCCUCCAUC
This is a messenger RNA of Mastomys coucha (southern multimammate mouse), 2669 nucleotides long. RefSeq names its product ribonuclease A family member 11 (inactive) (gene Rnase11). Lineage: Eukaryota; Metazoa; Chordata; Mammalia; Rodentia; Muridae. The record is from RefSeq and is a predicted model, not a curated record. The coding region runs from base 124 to 696 and encodes 190 amino acids. Gene Ontology annotation, molecular function: nucleic acid binding. The transcript is spliced from 2 exons.